Molecule: messenger RNA, 725 nt
Organism: Brachypodium distachyon (stiff brome)
Lineage: Eukaryota; Viridiplantae; Streptophyta; Magnoliopsida; Poales; Poaceae
Product: probable E3 ubiquitin-protein ligase XBOS36
Exons: 3
Coding region: 231-644 (137 amino acids)
Molecular function (GO): protein binding
Source: RefSeq, a predicted model, not a curated record
CCGAAAAGGAUGUAAAGCGCAAUUUGCUCCCUGCCGAAGAAAGGAAUGCACCUCUCUAGCCAGCAACUUCCGAUUCCUUCUUCUUCCUGUCCAGUUGUCCAUCUUGACAAUAAAUAAAAGAUCAUCAAUUUUCACCAGUAACACUAUGUUGUAUCUUCAUCCCAAACUUGUUGCUCUCCUCUGAUAAUACAAGCUUGAAGCAGCUAGCCACGCUUUCUGUUGUUCCCAAAAUGGAAGUGCUCAUGGAUGCGGCGUUCAGGAGAGCCGCGGAUGCCGCACACCCAGUGCUCGCGGCGGCGGAGAAAGGGGACGUGGCGAGCCUGAUAAAGCUCUUCGCCACAAGACCCAACGCCGUUAGCUCCACGACGAGGCUGGAGAAGAACACGGCGCUUCACAUCACGGCGUCGAAAGGCCACGCCUCGUUCGUCCAACAGUUCCUUCUCUGCAUGGACAAGAACGUGGCCUUCGCCUUCAGCGAGAACAACGACGGAGAUACGCCGCUCCACCUGGCGGCGAGGGCGGGCCAUCUGGAAGUGGUAGAGCUUCUGAUCAAAUACGCGGCGUGGGCAAUGGGGAUCGAUGCCGCCUUAGAGGUUCUCAACUCACCAACAUAUAUACAUUAUCCAUGCAUCCAUUAUGUUUGAGUUUCAGGGUCUUAAUUCUUAUGGAAUGGACAAGGAAAGCUUAAUUAUUAAUUACAAAGAAAAAACUAACAAUGGAAUGUU